This is a messenger RNA of Drosophila eugracilis, 2021 nucleotides long. Its product is annotated as maltase A3. The transcript is spliced from 6 exons. The record is from RefSeq and is a predicted model, not a curated record. NCBI's taxonomy places the organism in Eukaryota, Metazoa, Arthropoda, Insecta, Diptera, Drosophilidae. Gene Ontology annotation, biological process: carbohydrate metabolic process. The coding region runs from base 58 to 1950 and encodes 630 amino acids.
UUGCUAAGAGAAGACCUUCUAUAGGCAGACCGGCCAACUGCGGAGAAGGAAGCCAAAAUGAUUAAACACCGACUUUCUGUAUUGUUUGUAAUAACUCUCCAGUUUAUUUCCCUAAGCUGGAGCCAACCCUUUCCCCAUUACUUUGCUGAUUUCGAAGACAACGAAGAUCAGUCCAACGAACUCAAGUGGUGGCAGGCGGGCGCCUUCUAUCAAAUCUAUCCAAGGUCAUUUAAAGACAGCAACGGCGAUGGCGUGGGAGAUUUAAACGGCGUUGCGGAACAACUACCCUACCUCAAGGAGCUGGGCAUCACAGCGACUUGGCUAUCGCCCAUCUUUACCUCGCCCAUGGCGGACUUUGGUUACGACAUAGCCAACUUCACUGAGAUUGCACCGAUCUUUGGAACUAUGGCAGACUUUGAGCAUCUGAUGGAAGUCGCGAAAAAACUAGAUAUCAAGAUUAUCUUAGACUUUGUGCCCAACCAUUCGAGUGACGAGUGCGAGUGGUUCCGACGUUCGGCAGAAAGGGAUCCGGAGUUCAAGGACUUUUACGUAUGGCAUCCUGGUCGCAUGGUGAACGGAAACCGCCAGCCACCCUCUAAUUGGAUCAGUGUUUUCCGGGGAAGUGCCUGGGAAUGGCACGAGAUUCGUCAGGAGUACUACCUCCAUCAGUUCGUGAAGAAGCAACCGGAUUUGAACUACCGUAACCCUAAAGUUCGGGAGACCAUGAAUAAUGUCUUAAGGUUCUGGCUAGCCAAGGGAGUGUCCGGUUUUCGCAUUGAUGCAGUUCCCCAUGUCUUCGAGAUAGCGCCGGAUGCACAGAAUCAGUACCGCGAUGAGCCGCGUAAUGAUUGGGACAAUGACCCUGAGGACUAUGGUUAUCUGCAGCACAUCUAUACCAAAGACCAGCCGGAGACCAUUGACCUAGUCUACUCAUGGCGAGCGGUAUUGGACGCUUUCCAGCGGGAUAACGGCGGCGACGAUCGCAUUUUAAUGGCCGAGACCUAUUCACCCAUCGAUAUUGUGAUGAAGUAUUACGGGAAUGCGACGACGGAAGGAGCUCAGCUGCCAUUCAACUUUCUGCUGAUUAGCGAUUUGUCCAACUCUUCGAAUGCCCAUGACUACGAGGGAACGAUUCUUAAUUGGUUGCAAAACAUGCCCAAAGGUCGCACCGCCAACUGGGUGUUGGGCAACCACGAUCACCCACGAGUGGGCUCCCGGUUGGGCAGGGACCGAGUGGACAUGAUGAACAUGCUCACCGCCACUUUGCCUGGCGCCAGUGUUACCUACCAGGGCGAGGAGUUGGGCAUGACCAACGUGUGGAUCUCAUGGAAGGAUACUGUGGAUCCCUCGGCCUGCAACACCAAUCCGAGUAUCUACGAGCGCUACUCUCGAGAUCCGGAGCGCACUCCCUUCCAGUGGACCGAUGCCCAGGAUGCUGGAUUCAGUAAUGCCAGCAAGACGUGGCUCCCCAUUGCUCCAGACUACAAGCAGGUCAAUGUGGAGCUGGAGCAGCAGAAGCCAUUGAGUCACCUGAACGUCUUCAAGCAGACCUGGCAGUUGAGGAAGCAGUCGAAGACCCUUCAACGCGGUGAAACUGAAGUGAAGGCCCUUAGCGACGCAGUGUUGGCCGUGAAACGGUAUCUGGAACGUGAUUCGACCUUUGUGACCCUUCUCAAUAUUUACGAUGGCGUGGAGACCAUAAAUCUGAGGCAGACUUUCCCUGACUUGCCAUCUCAACUAAAAGUUGUGCUGGUCACAGAGCGAUCUCAAGUCAAAGUGGGUGAUCUCAUCAACUCCACUUCAGUGCAGUUGCAGCCCAAGGACUCGCUGAUCCUGCAGUCAACCUCCUCAUAUUAUAGUUAUGCCACCAAUGGAGAGUCGCGGUUUCUUCCCAUUCUGGGCGUUUAUCUCUGGCUAGCUCAAGUGGUGCUCUAUCUGAGCAAUCGAUGAGUUCCCACCCUCUGUUCUAGCUGCUAGUUAAUAAUCAAAAUACUCACAAUAAACGCAGUCAAAGCACUUGA